Penicillium brasilianum is the source of this 899-nucleotide messenger RNA. The record is from the annotation of a GenBank genome assembly. NCBI's taxonomy places the organism in Eukaryota, Fungi, Ascomycota, Eurotiomycetes, Eurotiales, Aspergillaceae.
UCCCCGUCAUGCUAUCGCCGCGUCUGGCUAUCGCUGCUGUUGUCUGGACCUUGCUUGGAUUUGCUUGGACCCCCCUGAACUGGAAUGGCCCAUUGAAUUUCCGAUCUUCCAUUACCCACCCCCCACUAGCCCAGCAUGACCGCCCGUCUGGUCCUGGUUAUUGGUGACCUGUUCAUCCCUGACCGAGCUCCCGACCUCCCCGCAAAGUUCCGCAAACUCUUGACCCCCGGCAAGAUCGGCCAAAUCCUCUGCCUGGGUAACUUGACCGAUCGCGAUACAUAUGAGUUCCUCCGCCAGGUCGCCCCGGACUUGCAAAUGGUCAAGGGCGACUACGAUGUCGACUCCCCCAACCUGCCGCUUUCCAAGGUCGUAAAUCACGGUAGCCUGCGCAUCGGCUUUACUCACGGACAUACGAUCAUCCCGCCCGGCGAUGCGGAUGCGCUGCUGAUCGCGGCCCGACAGAUGGACGUUGACAUCUUGCUUUGGGGCGGUACUCACCGGUUCGAGGCAUUUGAGAUGGAGGGACGCUUCUUUAUCAACCCGGGUAGUGCCACGGGCGCUAUGAGCUCGGGCUUCUGGCCGGAGGGCGAAGAGCCAACCCCGAGCUUCUGCUUGAUGGACAUCCAGGGUGAUGUUCUGGUGCUCUACGUAUAUCAACUCAAAACCGACGCCAACGGUGUUGAGAACGUGUCGGUCGAGAAGGUCUCAUACCGCAAGAGUCAUGCUCCUGCACCAGUGGCGGCACCAGCAUCCUGAUUCACUUCUAUCCCUUUUCUUCUCCCUGUCUAUCCCUCUCUCCCGUGUAUAUAGUCCUCUUCCUAUCCGCUCCCUCAUUUUGUUGUCAUCCUAGCAAGUUUGGAUCUUUUGCGUCAAUUCAAUUUUUGAUACCUCGGUUCAGG